Juglans microcarpa x Juglans regia is the source of this 2296-nucleotide messenger RNA. Its product is annotated as ATP-dependent DNA helicase 2 subunit KU80. Gene Ontology annotation, cellular component: nucleus; Ku70:Ku80 complex. The record is from RefSeq and is a predicted model, not a curated record. Gene Ontology annotation, molecular function: damaged DNA binding; double-stranded DNA binding; DNA helicase activity. The transcript is spliced from 12 exons. Gene Ontology annotation, biological process: cellular response to gamma radiation; telomere maintenance; DNA recombination. NCBI's taxonomy places the organism in Eukaryota, Viridiplantae, Streptophyta, Magnoliopsida, Fagales, Juglandaceae. Bases 142 to 2211 code for a protein of 689 amino acids.
ACUGAUUCAUAAUUUUUAAAACUCCUUGCCCUCGGGCGGGAAAGAGGAAAAAUCCGACUCCUCUUGUAGUCUCUAUUCCUAGUCUAGCUUCUGCCACAAGCUUCUUCUUCCUCCUCGUUCAGUUUUUCUUCUCUCUCGUCAAUGGCUCGAAACAGGGAGACCUUGCUAUUGUUGCUCGAUGUGGGCCCGUCAAUGCACAAGGUUCUUCCGGAACUUGAAAAGGUCUGCUCUAUGCUAGUAGAGAAAAAGCUGGUAUACCAUAAAUCUGAUCAAGUGGGUAUCAUUCUGUUUGGAACUGAAGACACAAAAAAUGAGUUGACAAGGGAAGUGGGGGGAUAUGAGCAUGUGGUGGUCUUACAAGAUACCAAGGUUGUUGAUGGAGAUCUUGUUGAAGCUUUACAACAGCUCCCUCGAGGAACUUUCAAUGGUGAUUUUCUUGAUGCUAUAAUUGUUGGGAUGGAUAUACUGAUAAAGAAGUUCGGAGAAACGGACAAAAAAAAGAAACGCCUUUGCCUCAUAACAAAUGCACUGUCUCCUGUUAAAGAUCCAUUUGAAGGAACGAAAGAAGGUCAAGUCGUCACCAUCGCGGAACAAUUGGUUAGACAUGGCAUGGGAAUGGAAAGUAUAGUUGUGAGAGAGAGGCUUAAUGGGACUGCAACUAAGAGAAUAAUGGAUGAAAAUGAUCAUCUAUUGAAUAUAUUUGCAAAGAAGACAUCUGCAAAGUUGGUGUAUGUCGAAAGUCCAACAUCAUUGCUUGGUGCACUUAGAACUCGAAAUAUAUCUCCAGUUACAAUAUUCAGGGGUGAUCUUGAACUAAGCUCCAAAAUGAAGAUUAAGGUGUGGGUUUACAAGAAAACUUCUGAAGAGAAAUUUCCUACUCUGAAGAAAUAUUCUGACAAAGCACCUCCAACUGACAAAUUUGCUACCCAUGAAGUCAAGGUAGAUUAUGAGUACAAAAGUGUUGAAGAUCCUAGCAGAGUUGUACCUCCAGAGGAAAGGAUCAAAGGAUAUCGUUAUGGACCUCAAGUGGUUCCUAUAGCUCCUUCUGAAUGGGAUGCUGUUAAGUUCAAACCAGAGAAGAGCGUAAAACUUCUAGGAUUUACUAAUGCUUCUAACAUAUUGCGCCACUAUUACAUGAAAGAUGCCAAUGUUUUCAUUGCUGAUCCGGGAAAUACGAGGGCAAUUAUUGCGGUUUCUGCCCUAGCAAGGGCAAUGAAGGAGGAAAACAAGGUGGCAAUUGUACGUUGUGUUUGGAGACAUGGGCAGGGGAAUGUCAUCGUAGGAGUUCUGACACCCAAUGUAUCUGACAAGGACAAUAUUCCUGAUUCGUUUAACUUCAAUGUGCUUCCCUUUGUUGAGGAUGUUCGGGAAUUUCAAUUUCCCUCUUUCAACAAUUUCCCAGCAUCAUGGCAACCUAAUGAACAGCAGCAAGAGGCUGCAGAUGACUUGGUGAAGUUGCUUGAUCUGGCACCAUCUGGCAAAGAGGAAGCUCUGCAGCCUGAAUUUACACCAAAUCCUAUUCUGCAGCGUUUUUAUCAUCAUCUUGAUUUGAAAUCGAAGCACCCAGAUGCAGCCAUACCUCCACUUGAUGAAACCCUCAAGAGGAUAACGGAACCUGAUCCAGAACUAUUUUCUCUAAACAAGUCUGCUAUUGAUGCGUUUCGAAGGAGUUUUGAACUCAAAGAUAAUCCAAAGCUGAAGAAAUCAACUCGGAGAAUUUUGCGAGAAAAAACUUCUGGAUCAAACAUGGGAAAGGGUUUUGCUGACAUUUCUGUUCAAUCUCUCAAUUCCAUUGAAAAUACGUCUGCAGUUAAGAUUGAGAUAAUUGGGGAUUUGACCCCUGUCCAAGAUUUUGAAACCAUGAUGUCACGCAGAGACAGUCCAGAAUGGAUUGGUAAAGCAAUCAAGGAUAUGAAAAACAAAAUAUUUGACUUGGUGGAGGAUUCCUAUGAAGGGGACAAUUAUCCUAAAGCACUGGAAUGCCUAGUUGCCCUUCGGAAGGGUUGCAUCCUUGAGCAGGAACCAAAACAAUUCAAUGAUUUUCUGCGCCAUCUUUGUAAGUUCUGCCGGGAGAAGAACCUCAGUAGUUUCUGCGAAUUUCUUACAUCCAAAGAACUCACCCUAAUCUCCAAGACAGAAGCCAUAGACAGUGAAGUUAGUGAUGAUGAAGCCAGGAGUUUUCUAGUCAAAUCAGACACAAAAGUUGAGUGACUUGAGUGGAGAAAUUCUCUUUUCUUGUAGACUAUUCCCAUGUUGAUGCUAAUCAAAUUUACUAUGAAUGGGGAUUUGCUGUAAA